AUGGCAGAAAAGGCGGUCAACCACAACAAUGCGGAUGAAACUAGCAAGGACAACAUUGAUGUCGAGACAACAGAGACCGGCGUUCCGUCCACCUCUUCAUCAGAGGAGGAUGUGGUAGAGGCAGAGAUCAUGAAGGGAGCUACUCUCUCCUUAGCUAUGGGUGCAUUCGUCCCGUGCAUACCAGUAGCUAUUGUAUCUUCUGUGCUACUGACACUAAUCUUCCACAACGAGAUCAAAGCGCCCUUCACCGUUGUGCAACAGAUCUCGACGUCCCACUCAACGGGGUUCGUGAACACAACACGGACGGACCUUCAGGCGCUGGAAAAUGGCGGUAAAGCUGUCUAUUGGGUAUGGGCCACAACUGCCACAACGCCCGGUACACUGCAUACAAUUGCAUCGAUUACAGGAAAGAUCAUGCCCUUUUUGACCAGCACCUCCAUGGCUCUGGUGGCUUUUUUCGCCGGCAGACGUGUUGUGCAGGCCAGCAAGAAACUGAAGUACAAAUCUAUACCAACUCCGCAUCAGAUGUCGAUCCUGAUAAGUCUUCUGAACGGCAGUGGUGUGAGUCCGAUCUGGCAGACUCUCAAAUAUCGCAUGCAGGCCCAUGAGACCUUGGUCCAACCUGUGCACUUAGCAUUCUGGUCGCUACUGUGGAUUGUUGCUAUAACUCUCGCUAUACAGGGAGUCGAUUCAUGGUUUGGCGUCGCUGUCCAGCCUGUCACAGUCGAUCUUCUAAGGAUUUCAAACACAACAUCUUCCUUCGGGCGUGGAUUGGAUCCCACAAUCUGCGACUCUCUUACUCACGAUCUACCCUGCAUCGGUGACAGUUCGAAGAACUGCACCUAUCCCUGCAGCAUUACAACGUGGAGCAGCUCUUCACAUACCCAACGUUUCGGCCUACAGCAUGCACAAGAGGGCGCUGAGGUGCUUAUGAAUAACUCCUUGAGUGAUUUCGUGGCCAACGUAUCGACAGGGAACUACUACGACUACAAUGCCCAGCAUUUCUUCCUGGGUGAUAUUCAGAGUAAUGCAACACUCGACUUCAGUGCACUUGUUAAUUCUGUGCAAACACAAUGUCAUGUUAUCACACAAGAUUGUGAUGUCGGGGAGGGGUUCACCUGUGGGUCUUUCAGUGCGCCGUCCUUUGCAUGGAGCGGUGCCGUCGGUCUCAACCCACCUGUCGGAGCUGGCUUGAACAACGAGUCCAAUGUUGGCAUUCAAUUCUUCAACAGUUCCAACCAUUCAGAUGCCGUCGGUCGCAACGGGUCUACAAACUUAUUCGCUAUGCAAAACCCAAUCCCAUUCCUGGUCUGGUCCAAAGGGUUUCCUCCUGUCGACACAUCAUCCGAUCAGUUCGCAUAUAUGCGCGACAAUCAUUACAUCGGAUCAGACGCGUCUGGUGACCCUGUCUUCAUCCUGGACUGUGAGAUGUCAAUAUAUCAUGGUCGCUACAACUGGACUAACGGUGUCAUACCAACUGGUGGGCUCUACGACCUAGCCUUAGCUGAACCAGAAUAUGGUGCACUAUACUCGGCAGCUUUUGCAAUGGACACUGCCUUAGGUCACCUAAGUCUUCAGGACGCCGCUGCGCUUGCUGCCUACCAAGACAAGCCCGAAACACUGGCAACCAGAUUCAAUGACGUUCUCGUCACCAUGGUUCCAAAGGCUCCUCUGUGGACCUUGAUAGCUUUGAAAGCUGUGUACGCACUGUUUGCCCUGGUGUUAGCAGUGCUUGCUGUGGCUCUUGCAGAGCCUUUGACUACACAAGACAUCAAAGAGCGACUCACUAUCAACGGUUUAGCUGCUGGUCUUUUUGAGGCAGAAUCCCAUCUGAAGACUGGUGUGAAAGAAAUGGAGGAGCUCUUUGACGAGCACAAACACCAGGCAACUAGAACUGUCCAGAAGGUUGGUAUAGUGCAGAAUGAACGGGGAGGAUGGACCUGGGCUUCAACAAUGCAGCUGGCGAAUAAUUUGGGGCUCAAUCCACUGAAGAUCGAAAGGCUCGAGAACUGA
Molecule: messenger RNA, 2013 nt
Organism: Cyphellophora attinorum
Lineage: Eukaryota; Fungi; Ascomycota; Eurotiomycetes; Chaetothyriales; Cyphellophoraceae
Exons: 3
Coding region: 1-2013 (670 amino acids)
Source: RefSeq, a predicted model, not a curated record